CGGUGCCGCAGUCAUAUAUCGGGGAGCCGCCAAUAGCGAACUCGUUUGGCGUUACCGCAGUUAGCGGCCUCGGCAGCACGCGCUCGCGAGCGGCGAAGAGCGGUUUUCUCUCGGGCAGGGGCAGCAAAAGAGCGAAGGGAGGAUUCCGAGCGGGCGGGGCCAGCCGGCGAAAAGGGGAGGGGGUGGGGCCAGCCGGCAGAGGCCGCCACGCAGGGAGGAUCCGCUCGUUGUGCGGCCGCGCUGUCCUGAGGUGGGGGCGAAGCCAGUCCAGUACUGAGGAACCCUCGGGAGUGGCGGAAAUCACGGUCAUGAUGGUAUCCAUUCCAGAAUACUAUGAAGGCAAGAAUGUCCUUCUCACAGGAGCUACUGGUUUCAUGGGAAAAGUUCUUCUUGAAAAACUGUUAAGGUCUUGUCCAAAAGUUAAAGCAGUUUAUGUGUUGGUGAGACACAAAGCAGGAAAGAUGUCUCAAGAAAGAGUGGAAGAAAUGAUCAACUGCAAGCUCUUUGACCGUCUGAGAGAUGAACAGCCACAAUUUAAAGAAAAAAUUAUAGCAAUCCCUAGUGACCUUACAGAAUUAGAAAUGGCCCUCAGUGAAGAAGACAAGAAGACUAUCAUAAACUGCACUAAUAUUAUAUUUCAUUGUGCUGCUACUGUAAGAUUCAAUGAAAUUCUAAGAGACGCUGUUCAGCUUAAUGUAAUUGCAACACAACAGCUACUUUUCUUAGCCCAGAAAAUGAAGAAUCUGGAGGUGUUUAUUCAUGUUUCAACAGCAUUUGCAUACUGCAAUCGAAAGCACAUUGAGGAAGUCGUCUAUCCACCCCCUGUUGAUCCCAAGAAAUUGAUAGAUUCCUUAGAGUGGAUGGAUGACGGCCUAGUGAAUGAUAUUACUCCAAAACUGAUAGGAGACCGGCCUAAUACUUAUACAUAUACAAAGGCCUUAGCAGAAUACAUUGUACAACAGGAAGGUGCAAAACUAAAUGUAGCCAUUAUAAGGCCAUCAAUUGUGGGUGCCAGCUGGAAAGAGCCUUUUCCAGGAUGGAUUGACAACUUUAAUGGACCUAGUGGCCUCUUUAUUGCUGCAGGAAAAGGAAUUCUCCGAACAAUGCGAGCCUCCAACAAUGCCGUUGCAGAUCUUAUUCCAGUAGAUGUAGUCAUCAACGCAACAAUAGCUGCUGCAUGGUAUUCAGGAGUUAAUAGGUAUAGCAGACCAAGAAAUAUAAUGGUAUACAACUGUACAACAGGUGGCACCAAUCCUUUCCAUUGGGGUGAAGUUGAGUGUUACUUAAAUUUGGUAUUCAAGAGGAACCCCUUAGAACAAGCAAUAAGGCGUCCUAAUGUUAAACUCCAGUCUAAUCCCCUUAUACAUCAGUAUUGGACAACAGUCGGUCACAUACUUCCUGCGUUGUUACACGAUGUUGUUCUCAGGUUGACAGGUCAGAAACCGUGGAUGAUGAAAACAAUAACACGCCUUCACAAGGCUAUGAUGUUGCUAGAAUACUUUACCAGUAAUUCUUGGGACUGGAAUACAGACAAUGUAAAUAUGCUUAUGAGCCAGCUGGGUCCUGAAGACAAAAAGGUAUUUAAUUUCGAUGUUCGCCAGUUACAUUGGGCAGAGUACAUGGAAAACUACUGCAUGGGAACAAAGAAAUAUGUUCUGAAUGAGGAAAUGUCUGGUCUCCCAGCAGCUAGGAAACAUUUGAAUAAGUUAAGGAACAUCCGUUAUGGCUUCAAUACAGUGCUUGUUAUUCUCAUUUGGCGUAUCUUCAUUGCAAGAUCACAAAUGGCAAGAAACAUCUGGUAUUUUGUUGUGAGUCUGUGUUACAAGUUCCUUUCUUACUUCAGAGCCUCUAGUACUAUGAGAUACUGAAGAGGACAGUUCUAGUGUUAGGACAUCUAUGCAUAUGGUGGUCUAAUGGCACAAAGCCGUAUAAUGUACCUACUCAUCUUGUCUUUUGUAAAAACAUGAAAUAUUAGAUCUGGAUUGUGAAAUACAGUACAUGUGAUGCUUAAUUGUGUAUUUCUGUGAAGAUUAUAUGGCUGGUUCUGGAGCAAUCUGUCAUUCGGUAAAUAUGUAGGUUAAAUAUCCAACAACAGAUUUUAAUAUCUCUGUGAAGUAAACCUUUAGGCCACUGACCAGUGUAACUGUGCAAUUCUGGAAUGCAUUGAAUUAAAAUCUGCCUUAACAUAGAAAACUUAAUUUUUAUGGCAAAUAAGCUCAUUUAGUUAAGGUGAACCAAUUAUUGACUUAGGUGAUGGACUUAUUUAUUUGAGACUUUUAAAUUGCAAUGUCCUUGUAAAUGAUUGUGAGUUUGAUUUUCUGUAGUCUUUCAUUACUCUCGCUUUUUUCCUGGUGACUGUAAAGAUGUGAAGUUAAUGCAGUGAGAUCUUCCUAACUGAACCCAUUUUGGUCUGCUUUUGGAAGUGUACCUACUGAUCCAGGCUGACCUACAGAAGGAUGAAAUGAUUAUCCAUGAUCUGGAAGGGCAGAUUUUUGUCAGCACAGGCACCCACACUGCUGUGUAACCGCCCACCCCCUCCAGUUGAGAAAGCAAGUGCGAACAGUAACUUUCUUCACAUUCUCCUUAACUGUAAUUUAUAAGAAUUGUUUGUGUGGCUGAGGGAAUAAACAACUUUGUUCCUUAGAAUAAAUAUAAACAAGAGAAACAUAUUUUUAUAGGUCAAUGACAUUUUUCACAGUGACACAAGAAAUCAGGAACUUCUGAAAUCCAGAACUUCUGAAAUCCAGAACAUAAGUCUGUUUAGGAAGCACUGUACCCUCCCUAUGUUACCCACAGAAUUUUGAAAUUGAAUUCUCAACCACUUUCUUCUAAGCUCUAAAGUCAACAUGCAUAUUCUAAAUAAAACUUGGCAUUAUUUUCAGAAAUUAAGGAGACACAAUAUCGAAUAGCUAUUACUUAAGUAAACAUGAAUCCAUUUUCAGCAUGUUUAAUUUGUUUCCACAAGGAACAAAAUAUAGAAAUCCUCAAUAAAAGAUGAAACAUUAUUCAGUACUUAAAUUUUGCUGUACCACUUAUUUGCAUAAAAUUCUGUAUGAACAUAAGCAAACCUUAUUUGAUAAAACUAGCAUUCCUCUAUGAUAGUAUACUGAUCAACCUGUACUAUAGCUGUUUUGUUUUAUAAUCACUGUCUAGGUAAAUUGAGAAUAAAUUUUGAAUGAACAAUAUAAGAAUUACACAAAGGCCAUUUCUUAUACUCAGCUGCUGUGGAAGUCUAACUUCUUUCUUGCAAGGGCAUCAAAAUUUGGAGGAGCUUCCUAGUAGAAAAUAAAAUUUUCUCCCUUAGAACUUAAAUGAUAUCUUAAAAGUUAUGCGUGCUCUUUCAAGAGACAAAAAUGUUGCAUGGUCAAAGAUCACACAUUAAGAAGUGUGAGAGACUUCUGUGACAGUGAUGGAAUGUACAAUAAAUUCUGGAUUUUGUGAAUUAAGAUGUUACAGUUGGGAAUAUUCCUAUUAUGUUACAGCUGCUUCCUCUUUCCCCUCCACCCCUUAAGCUUGAAAUUGGUUACUUAGCAUUUGAGCAUGCCUGUAGACUUUUUUUUUUGCACAAUGUGCCUGGAGUACUGCAACCCACCAUGAUCUCUGUGAAUGUGGCUUAACUUGGUGAAAGAAGCAUCUGUUAGAUGUUUGGAUGUUAUGUUCACUUCCCUCAUUGUAUCUUGUUCAUUUGGAAUUUUGGAAAUACAACUGAUAAAAUGCCACUGUUCAUAACAAUGCAAAAGGGAAUCAAUGAUUAAACGAGUUAGGCAGUUUUCUUUGCUAGAUUCUAAUAUCUAAAAGCUGCCAUCUUGGAGUCCCGAAUUUUGAGCUUAAUUGGAAUAUUUUCCUCAUACAUUGAAUUAACACCAUGCUGUUUCACAGUGUCCUGGCAUUCCACAAAAAUCAUUACAGUUAAGAUACUUUCAUAGCUGGAUCUUGUAGCGUUGCAGUUCAAAUUAUCAGAAUUGUUAACUAAAACAAAUGGCAUCUAUAAUUUUGUGUAUUAGAAUUCUACUCAUUGACUUUAAAAAUAGUGAAAUCCAAAGUAACAGAAGAACAGUCUAAAACAGGUGAUGGUUAAAUAGGUGUGCCAGAAUUUAAAAUUUGGGACCACAGGAAGAACAUUACCCUGGGGUUCUCUGAUGUAGAGACUGAUUCUGUGAACAUUUUAAAUCACAAACUUUUUUAAAACAGAAAUAUUGGGUGCCUUUGUUUGUAAACCAAAAAUAAACAAAUUCCUGAAUAUGAUGUUUGUUGAAUGUAUCAAGUUGUGUAAACUGUAUAGAAGUACUAAUAGAAAUAAUAUUUUGAUGAAAUAUUAUCAGUAAAACCACCAUCCAAACAUCUUGGAGUGGCCUGCUUUCCAGAAAUGAGAAAAAUACGGAAUUAGUAAAUCAUUCCCAACUGUUCUUGUCACCCUUAAAAGUUUUUUUCCUGUCUUGAAAUAUUAAAGAAGUGCAAGUACAGAA
This is a messenger RNA of Sphaerodactylus townsendi, 4466 nucleotides long. RefSeq names its product fatty acyl-CoA reductase 1 (gene FAR1). The record is from RefSeq and is a predicted model, not a curated record. The transcript has 12 exons. Lineage: Eukaryota; Metazoa; Chordata; Lepidosauria; Squamata; Sphaerodactylidae. Gene Ontology annotation, molecular function: alcohol-forming very long-chain fatty acyl-CoA reductase (NADP+) activity. Gene Ontology annotation, cellular component: peroxisome. Gene Ontology annotation, biological process: long-chain fatty-acyl-CoA metabolic process. The coding region runs from base 309 to 1868 and encodes 519 amino acids.